UAUGAGGGCUUUCUUUCUUCUUAUCUGUACUAGCAGGUUCCAUUGUAAGCUACUGAGAGUAAGUUGACAUACAAUUUGGCAGCCAUCCUCAAAUAAUUUUAAGUCUUUGCAAACAUACAGACUUUCAUUGUAAUAUUUCAAUAAAGAGUUUUGUGUCUCACUUCUAAACAACAACUGAUAAGAAAUCAUUCAAUAAGAUAAGUAGAUGACAAAGUAAACCAGCUGGUUUGACCUUGAACACCAAUUACAGGUGGAUACUCAUGUCCAUUGGAUAUUAGUUGAGUAACAUCUGGUAGAUAAGCUGUAGUUGGAUUGAUAUGUGAGCUGCCCUAAUUGGUUGCAAACAGGUACAGGAAAUACUACAGUAAUCAAGUGCAGGCUUUUUAUGUUCCAUCUAUAGAAUUAGGCUACUUAUUUUUCAAUAUCAGAUUCUCUCUUUGUAUCUUUUUAUUUUACUUUGAAUUACUUGUUUAAAGUGAAGUAGUAUUAGACUUUUUUCUUUUGCCCGCUCUAAUGUCCCAAAUUCAAGACAAUUUGUCAGAAGAAAAGCAUGUGGACACUUAGUACUGUCUAAAUCUUCAUUUCAAAAUUGGAAAAUGGACAUUUCAAAAACAAACACUGGUCUUGUUGAAACAUCUUCAAAUAAUCUACAAGUUGUUCCAACAGGUUUGUUUUUGAACUGGAAGAAGAGUAGUUUGUUAAUUCGCAUUGUGAAGGAGAUGCUUCAAGUAAGAUUCAAUACUGUUGCUGUACUAGGACCUCGGCAACAGAAUGACACCUGUGAGAUUUUCCUUAAAGCUAUAAACAACAGUUCAACUGCUUAUUUUAAUGGAUCCAAGGUACUCCUAGAAAAUUACUUGCAUUUGGUUGAAGAAUCACAGCCUAAUACAGUGACUAAAAAACAACCAGUGGUAGUUGUAGAUUUGAUUGAUGAUGAAGAUGAUAAAGAAUCACAUAUAGCCUUGGAUCAGACUGUAGUCGAUGAUGAUGUACAGGUGGCAGGUUCAGAGCAGAAUUUAGAUGAAUCUAUUGUAAUUAUAGAUUUGGAAAAUUCAAAAUCAGUUGAAACUGAGAAACAGGAAAGGAAUAAUGAAUGUAAUGUUAAUAAUAUUGAUGUCACGAAAAAAGGCUCCUAUUGAAGAAAUUAUAAUUAUUGAUUCAGAAGAGAACAAUAGUCACCCAACAUUAAACCUAGCACAAAUAUCUGGUGAUAAGGUUUCUUGCCAAGAACCAGAAAUAAAUAGAACAAAGAGAAAAAGACAUUUAGACUCGAUAGUUGAAAUUUUGGAUGAUGAUGUGAUUGUAUUAGAUGAGUUUAAUUCCGGCUUAAGGACCAACACCGAAGAUAACUCUCUUGCUAGUAACAAAGAAAAUGUCAAUACUACUAGAGUUGCACUAGAUGGAGACAACAAAAAGGUACACCACGCAUCGACUACAAAAGCUAUGUGUGAAGGUAUCAACCGGCUUGAUGUAACUACAUCUACACCGAUAGAGAUUGAUGAUGAUGAGGUUCCGACAUCAUCCAGACUCUUGAUGUCGCAGUCUUAUGUCCCACCAAAGAAAGUAUCAAAGCUCACGUACAAGAGAACUGCACAUUUAGUGGAAACUCUUACAAAUGGAACAAUGGGCAACUCUGUGAAAACUGCAGCAGACUCCAAUAUCUACAAUCCCAACGCCAAUUCAGGAGAGAAGAGGACAGGAUUACGUCCGAUUGUCAUUGAUGGCAAUAAUGUGGCCAUCAGCCAUGGCGAAUUUUCGCUGAAGCGACUUCAGAUGUGUAUAAAUUAUUUUGAGAAGCGUGGCCAUCGGCAGAUUAAAGCGUUCUUGCCUCACCAUCGCAUCAACCGGGAGACGUACUCUGGCUUGAACCUAAUGGAGCGCCAGGGUACAGUUGUGUUCACACCAAGCAGAAAAGUGAAUGGAAAACGUGUGGCUUCGUAUGAUGAUAGGUUCAUAGUUCAGUACGCCACAGAAUCCGGUGGUGUGAUAGUAACCACGGACAACUACAGAGACCUGCUGCAGGAAAACCCCAACUGGAAGGAAACUAUAGAGCAACGCAUACUGAUGUUCUCCUGGGUGGAUGAUGUCUUAAUGUUCCCACAGGACCCUAUGGGACGACAUGGUCCACCAUUAGAUGAAUUUCUCAAGUUUCCAGAUUAAUUUUAUACUAUUUAAGAAUAUUGUCUUAAACAUUACUGUAAGUGCAAAAAGCACAUGUUAAAAGUGGGUUUUUUUUAUUUUUUGCAUGUAAAAAAUUGAAUAAUUGUGUAAAAAUUGUUAUAAUUAAAUGUAGUUUACAAGGGUUUUAUAAUUUAAAUAUACAAGAUGGUACACCAAGUAAAACCCCUGUUGUUGAUUUGAUUGAAAGGUGUUAAUAAUGUAAGUCAUGCAGCCUAGUCUCAUAGUGGCUUUAUAAAUAUUAAUGCAUAGUAAUUUUGUAUAUAAUAUAAGGAUAUGUAAUAUAGUACAAAAUAGGAAGUGUAAUCACAACUUUGGUUACAACAUAAUUGUAAAUAUUGUUUUUUACAUUUUAUAAUUAAUAUUUUAUAAAUAUUUGUUUGUAUCUAUAAGGCUCAAUGAGAUCUGAAUUUUUAAUAAACGUUAUUUCUUUGAAUAAA
Messenger RNA from Homalodisca vitripennis (glassy-winged sharpshooter), 2618 nucleotides. RefSeq names its product probable ribonuclease ZC3H12C. Gene Ontology annotation, cellular component: cytoplasmic ribonucleoprotein granule; nucleus. NCBI's taxonomy places the organism in Eukaryota, Metazoa, Arthropoda, Insecta, Hemiptera, Cicadellidae. The record is from RefSeq and is a predicted model, not a curated record. The transcript is spliced from 7 exons. Gene Ontology annotation, molecular function: mRNA binding; RNA endonuclease activity. Bases 1090 to 2160 code for a protein of 356 amino acids.